Messenger RNA from Xenopus laevis (African clawed frog), 1782 nucleotides. It is a transcript of the gene rp2.S, whose product is annotated as RP2, ARL3 GTPase activating protein S homeolog. Gene Ontology annotation, cellular component: cytoplasm; cilium; ciliary basal body. NCBI's taxonomy places the organism in Eukaryota, Metazoa, Chordata, Amphibia, Anura, Pipidae. Gene Ontology annotation, biological process: post-Golgi vesicle-mediated transport. Gene Ontology annotation, molecular function: GTPase activator activity. The record is from RefSeq and is marked provisional.
AGCUGCGCGUGCAAGCGCACGUAAUCAUUGAGGUGCUGUGUGUUUUUGCUUCGGCCUUGAGUUUUUUUUUACCUAUCUUGCCAAGUAACAAGGAGCUCGUUGCGGUAGCUGCUGUUUUCUGUCUGCGCCCCCAGUGCCUGACCUGGUUAGUAAGGAGACAUGGGUUGCUUUUUCUCCAAGAAAGCAAAGAGGAAGAGGAACAGCGAAGAGGAGCAGCCCCAGCAAGAUGGGGAAGAGCCCAAGCAGUAUAGUUGGGAUAAGAGGGAGAAGGUUGACCCAAAGGAUUAUAUGUUUACUGGACUAAAGGACCAAACUGUAGGCAAGCUGCCAGAUAAAGUUGCAGGUCAACAAUUUGUUAUCCAGGAGUGUGAAAACUGCAACAUCUACAUCUUUGACCAUUCUGCGACCAUCACUAUUGAUGAUUGUACUAACUGUCGCAUUUUCCUAGGGCCUGUAAAGGGCAGUGUGUUUUUCCGUGACUGUAAAGACUGCAAAUGUGUGGUGGCCUGCCAACAAUUCCGCACUAGGGACUGCAGGAGAAUGGAUGUGUUCCUUUGCUGCUCCACCCAGCCUAUUAUAGAGUCCUCUACAAGCAUGAAGUUUGGAUGCUUUCAGUACUAUUACCCAGAGCUGGCAUUGCAGUUCAAGGAAGCUGGAUUGAGCAUUCUCAACAAUACGUGGAGCAACAUCCAUGACUUUACACCAGUAGCUGGAGAAACAAACUGGUCCCUUCUCCCACCUGAUGCUGUAAUCCAGGAUUUUAUACCCCUGCCUGAUUCAGACGAGCUGAAAUGUGUUCGGGUUUCUGCAGAUGUUCAUAAGAGCAUAAUACCUGUGACUUGGGGCCAGCGGCUGAAGAAAAGUGAUGAAUCCUGCUUGGUAGUUUUCUUUGCGGGAGAUUACACCACAGCAAAUGCUAGAAAAAUGAUUGAUGAGAUGGUUGGCAAAGGGUUAUCUCUUAUCCAGACUAAGGAAGUUGCAAUGAAAAUAGAAGAUGCCAAAAGAGUAUUUCAGGACAAUAUCACAGAUUUAAUCUGUCUGUUGGAGAAAGGUCCUGUAGUUGCACUGGAAUUUAAUGGAGAAGGAGCAGUAGACAGCUGUCAGACAGUAAUCAACAACACCUUCAGUGGCACAAAGGUGUUUGUAUCAGAGAGUAAGGAAUCUGCUUCUCGUGAUGUGGACAACUUCUACAACUUUGCCGACAUGCAGAUGGGAAUGUAAUAUAUUUGUGCAAUCUCUUUCAGCCUUUGUUCCUCAUGUUUACAUACAGCAAACCUCUAUUUCCAGAACUGCUUCCUGAAUGCUGAUAUUUCCUCUACUAAAAAUAUCCUGCAUAAGGAAAUACUAUAGAAUCCCAAGUCAUUCAUGUGAAAGAGAGAUGUAAACAAGGGUUUACAAGGGUAUUUGAAGCAGUCUAUUGAAAAUAGCAUUCCUGGUGCUGUAUAAAUAAAUGAUCAUGAUGACAUUGUUUUCUAAGCAGACAUCUCUGUGUUUUAAAUGUGAGUUAAAUGUUGCUUAUUUACACUUUGUCCUUUAUUUGACUCGGGGAAGUGGGGCAGUUUUUCUGUUCUAUUUCCCCCACACCACAAAAUGGUUUGUUCUGCGUAAACUAUCUCUCCAUACUCGCAAUCUUGAAUAAGCCCUGUGUGUUGCCAGCAGUGCAUAUGUGUAAAUGUGAACAAGUAGAAUGUUUGUUUACAGUCUUUUUUUGUUGUUUUGUGAAUUAAAUAAUUGUUGUACAACCAACAUUUUAACAGGUAUGUACAAUUGUUUAAAAAAAAA